Molecule: messenger RNA, 3183 nt
Organism: Tachyglossus aculeatus (Australian echidna)
Lineage: Eukaryota; Metazoa; Chordata; Mammalia; Monotremata; Tachyglossidae
Gene: P3H2
Product: prolyl 3-hydroxylase 2
Exons: 15
Coding region: 52-2208 (718 amino acids)
Biological process (GO): collagen metabolic process
Cellular component (GO): endoplasmic reticulum
Molecular function (GO): protein binding; iron ion binding; L-ascorbic acid binding
Source: RefSeq, a predicted model, not a curated record
CUCCUCUGCCCUCGCCCCCCAUCCCCCCGCACCCCGGAGCAGGGGCGCACGAUGCCGGAGCUGGCCGGCCGGCUCGGGGCUCCUCUGCCCCUCCUCCUGCCGCUGCUGCUGCUGCGGCUAUCGCGACUGGGCGGUGGGGAGGGGGUGGUCGGCGACCCGUCGGAGGUCGGGGAGGGGCUGCAGCCCUUCGACAGGCUGUACGACAGCGGCGUGGAGGCGUAUCACAGCGGAGACUACGCGCGCGUCGUGCACUUCAUGGAGAGGGCGCUGACCAGCCACCGCCGCCUCCGGGACGGACGCCUGCGCUGCCGCCUGCGCUGCCGGGCCGGGGUUCCCGUGGUGCCCGCCCCCGUGGUGCCCACCCCCUUGGUGCCCACCCCCCUGGUGCCCACCGAGGAGCUGCGCUUCUUCGGCGCCGUGUUGCGCAGGGCGCUCUGCCUGCGCCGCUGCGAGCAGGAGGAGCUGGGCGGGCCCGCCUCCCGACACCGGGCCAGCCACGAGGUCCGGACAGAUUUCCAUCGGAGGGUCCCCUACAACUACCUGCAGAGAGCCUACAUCAAGUUGAACGAACUGGAAAAAGCUGCUGAAGCUGCACACACUUUCUUCAUGGCCAACCCAGAGCACAUGGAAAUGCAGCAGAACAUUGAAAAUUACAAGACGAUGGCUGGAGUGGAAAUGGUCCACUUCAUAGAUCGAGAAGCCAAGCCACACCUAGAGAAUUACAGUGCAGGGGUUAAACACUAUGAAGCAGGCAAUUUUGAGCAGGCAAUUGAGUCAUUCGAGAAAGCUCUAAAGGAGUAUUUCAUAGCAGAUGUGGAGUGUCGCGCCUUAUGUGAGGGACCUCAGAGAUUUGAAGAAUAUGAGUAUUUGGAGUAUAAAGCCAGCCUCUAUGAAGCCAUUGCAGAUCACUACAUGCAGAUCUUGGUUUGUGAGCAUGAAUGUGUCAGGGAACUUGCCACCCGCCCUGGACGACUCUCGCCUAUUGAGAACUACCUUCCCCUCCACUUUGAUUACUUACAAUUUGCCUACUAUCAAGUUGAUGAAUAUGUGAAAGCAUUAGAGUGUGCCAAAUCCUACCUUCUAUUCCAUCCUGAUGAUGAGGAUGUCCAGGAUAAUGUGAGCUAUUAUGAGAGCCUGUUGGAAGAAGGUUUGGACCCAGAAACCAUUGAACCAAGAGAGGAUGCUGCUAAAUUUCUGAAGCGUCACAAAUUAGAAUCUGAAAUUAUAAAAUCAUCUGCAGCUGGCCUGGGCUUCUUAUAUACAGAACCGAAUUACUGGACCAGCUAUGGCGGUCGUCAGGAUGAAAACCAGGUCCCUUCAGGUGUUAACAGUGAGCUGGCUGAAGUACACAGACAAUCAAUGGAAAGGAAGACUAUCACCAACACUGAGAGAGAGCUGAAGGAGGGUGGCCCUUUGCUGUUCAAUGAUGUCAAGUUUGUUUACAACUCAGAACAGCUGAAUGGAACUCAGCGGGUGCUCUUGGACAAUGUCCUGUCAGAGGAAGAAUGUAGAGAGCUCCACAGUGUGGCCAGCGGAAUAAUGCUUGUUGGUGAUGGAUACAGAGGAAGAACCUCACCCCACACUCCCAAUGAGAAGUUUGAAGGGGCCACCGUCCUUAAAGCUCUCAAGUUUGGUUAUGAAGGCCGAGUCCCAUUGAAGAGUGCCCGCUUGUUUUAUGACAUCAGUGAGAAGGCCCGCAAGAUUGUCGAAUCUUAUUUCAUGCUGAACUCCACUCUAUAUUUCUCCUACACGCAUAUGGUUUGCAGAACAGCCUUGACUGGUCAGCAAGACAGAAGGAAUGAUCUGAGCCACCCCAUACAUGCUGACAACUGUCUACUGGAUCCAGAGGCCAAUGAAUGCUGGAAGGAGCCUCCUGCUUACACAUUCAGAGACUAUAGUGCUCUCCUGUAUAUGAAUGGAGACUUUGAAGGGGGAGAGUUCAUAUUCACUGAAAUGGAUGCCAAAACUGUGACUGCCUCUAUAAAACCCAAGUGUGGUCGCAUGAUCAGCUUUUCAUCUGGUGGAGAGAACCCUCAUGGGGUGAAGGCAGUUACCAAGGGACAGAGGUGUGCCGUCGCUCUGUGGUUUACCUUGGACCCACUUUACAGGGAGUUGGAGCGACUACAGGCUGAUGAAGUGAUAGCAGCAUUAGAUCAAGAGCAUCUAGGGAGCCUUGAACUGAAUAUCAACCCAAAAGAUGAGCUAUAAGAAUUUACCAAGAGUGUUCUAUCAAAUAUUUAUUUAAUAUUGUUGAUCUUAUAGAACCAUUUUAUUUUUGUACAGAGCCUUGGUAUAAAUUAACUAGAUAAUAUGAAUCACCAAAGUGUCUCUUCUGUUUGUUGAGAUUUCUUAACUGUUCUUAUCUAUCUUUUGCUUGAUCUUGACUUUACAUAGAUUCACCUUUGAAGGGAAAGCCUAGUUAUAUUUUGCUGAACCCGGCUAUACUAUGAAAAUUCCAAGAAGAAUGAUUUCUUUUUUAAGUAGAAUUCAACUGCGCCUUGUUUACACUCUUCAUGAAAUGCCUGGUUUGGUCUGGAAAAGCCCUUCAGAUCUAAUUUAUUCACUCCGUUAUGGCCUUUCAGGCCAUGCCUGCUGGUGGCAUCAGUGAUUCCAAACAUGUUUUUAGUUAUAGAUGUGGGGUGGCCGGCCUACAGUGCCUCCAUGUGUCAUCUACCACAGGGACAUUCAGAUGCUGAAUGAGAUGGCUGUUUCAGUGAUAAUGGGCUGGUCAGAGGGAUUCUUUUCCUAGUCAAACCCAGGUUGAUUUUUGGCUCUGGAAUUUACAGAUUAAACUUGCUCUGGAAAUCCUUGAGCCUAAUUGAAGGCAGAAUUGCCUUCAGUUGCUUUGAAAAUGCUCUUUAAAGUAGUUUUGGAUUAUUAAAAGGUCAAAGAGACUGUUUUGCAAGAAAUUUGGAAAACCAUCCAAAUUUCUGGUGCCAGAGACCUACAAUCCAAUUGCUCAUUAACUCUGUUCUAGAUUGCUACACCCUUUCUGCUUCUUUAAGCAGCGAUCACAAGAUACUACUGUUCAGUUGAUUUUGUUUUUAACCUUUGUGGGCUUUUGAGGAACUGGUUAUGAGGGAGAGGGUAGAGGGCAGGAGAGGGUUGCCUUAUUGCUGCUCAACAGCAUAAAGCUGUGCUUCUGUCUGAUUGUCUCAAUAAAGGAGAACUUUAUUUAUUUUA